Messenger RNA from Anas platyrhynchos (mallard), 8703 nucleotides. NCBI's taxonomy places the organism in Eukaryota, Metazoa, Chordata, Aves, Anseriformes, Anatidae. The record is from RefSeq and is a predicted model, not a curated record.
UAGUUUUGCAUAUGAGAAACAAGAAUUUUAUUGUUUGAUUCAUAAUCAAACUUUAUGAAAUGAGUAAAAGGAAAAAGUCUACUUUGAAAGUAAUUCUCUCCUUAAUGAGCUAUAUAAAGACAAAAGUUCUACAGAGUUUCAAGAUGCAUUGCAAUACUAGACCAUAAGAAACUUAAAAAUUAAUGUGCAAAUUGAGGCUGUAGAUUGGCACAUCGCAAAAUCCUAAUUCUGAAGCUGUCCUGAAGGGAGAAUUUCCUUUGCUGCUGCCACAAACAGCCUGUCUUGAACUUCAAUUCUUGUCAAUUCUGAACCUGGACCUUGGUUUUGCUUUUGGGAGCCCGGGCCAUCUCGAGCCCCUCUGGAGGGAGUACUCUGGAGCCACUCUCCCCUGCUGGCCUAAUUGGCUGGGAAGCUUGGCUGGGGGGUGGAUCUGGGGGACAAUGCUCAGCAGGGCUGCAUUCCCCUUUCCCCAGCUCUCUGCCCGUACCGAGGCAAAAAAAAACCUCAAUGCCCAACAGCUGGGAAGGAAGUACUUAAAGCUGUCCCACUCUGGCCUGAAUACAGGGAGAGAAGCUUGUGUGUUGUCUAACUUCCAUGUGUGGUUUUUCUUUGGAAAUGUAUGUAUGCACAGCAGGCUCAAGCCUCUCCAGUAUGAUGAAACCAGGUGUCUUUAAUACAUGUUUGAGGGAGAAGAAGAAGGCAUGAGCCCCCUGGAGUCUCAAAAGGCAGGUUUUGUAGGGGUUGUGGGUAUAGUGGCAGCAGUAAAGUGUCUUCUCCUGUCUGUUUUGCCAAGUUCUUUAACUAGAAUGCAUUCUGUCUGAAUGGGAAAAAGUGAUGUUGAAUUCUAGUUUGAACACUGUUCAGGUUUCCUGCAAGUUGACAUCAUUAGCAUUGAGGAAAACUUUCUUAGGUUCUGCCGAGAAUAAGCUGCCUCAUUGUUUGGAAUAACACUGUUUCAAGAAUUCAGAAGCAGUUCAUAAAUUAAUUUUGUUUUGCUUCUGUUCAUUGUGAGAUGAAAUACUUGCUUUAUUGUUUCUCAAAGUUUUUCACUGUUGAUGACCUUGCAUUAAUGUGGGUGACAUACAGUACUGCCUAACCUAUGUACUCUAAAGCGUCACAUCUCAGUACUGGUUAGCCUAACAUAGGGUGUUGAUGCUGCUUUAAAUAGACUGCCUCAAUUAAUGUGCUUACUCUGGAAGAACUAAUGCCACAGGGAGACGUGAAGGAAAAGGGUAGAUAUUCCCUCCUCUGAGAUAUGUGAGGCACUGUACACUUGGUGAAAUUGGUAUAGAAUCUCCAAAUUCCAGGUUUAAUGGGAAAAAAAAGUAUCUUAAAUAUUUCAAAAAUGGGACUAAAACUGGAAGGAAAUGAACUUGUAGACUUUUUCAAAUGCUACGAAGGAUUUUCCUCAAUCUUCUUUCCUCAGGAGUUUAACUUCUGUCCUCUUUAUUCCAGAAGAGCACUUGAAAAUGAGAUUCUUCUAAGCCAGAAUACUUCCAGUAAAACCAGGAGAGAUCCCAUUUCUUUAUUUCAAGUUUAAGAUAAAUAAGCAGACUGAUAUGAAAUAUGUUGCAUAAGGCUUUAGAAUAAAUUAGCCAGAAAUCACUUGAUAUUUUUGGUAGUACCAGUGUGUUUAUAGUAAGUUCCAGACACUCAGGAAAGGAAAACUUCCCUUGAAGACUUUAGUCUGCAAGUGUACUGCCCUUAAGGUUUUCCUCCUCUUUUAUGCUUAGUUAUUUCUGGGAUUGUGGGCUUAAUAUUUAAUCUGUGUUCCAGAGAACCACAGCAGAAUGGAAUAAUAACAGACAUCACUCAAACUGUGACUUCACAAGUUGCCAACUGUUGUGUUGACCUGCUAUAGAAACGUGUGAGAGGAAGCAGAAUAUACUAUGGGGGCAGAGAUGAAACAUACCACAGAAGUUAGGCAAUCUGUACAUUUUUCCAGUUUUAAUCUGUUAGGUAUAACAGCGUGUGCUCCUUGUGUGCUAGCAGUCUGACACUUGUACCUCUCUUUUAAGCUCCUUGAGUACUCAAAGCUGUAGUUUUAAGGCACAAUCCAGGGAAUGUGGAAAGGGAUGACAUAGUGAUAGCUUUCUGCUGUCACGUUUCUGCCAUCAUACUGAUAACUCAACUACAGUUGAACUCAGAAAGGGGUCUUGGAAAUUUCCAUGUAAUUAGAGUCCCACUACAUUGAUAUGUUGUAGUGGAAAUAGUAUGUGGACAGGUAAAAUAUAACAUUUGGGCUAUGGUGUUGGGCAUCAGUGGAAUAGAACAAGCAGUGGAGAGGCAGCACAAAGAACGAGUGGUGGGAAGCAUGUGUAAGGUCCUUAAAAAGCAAAGGCCCUAAAUAAGUUCAGUGUUUGGAGGUGGCUGCCUGUGGACUACAAGGAAAUAAUAAGGAAAAAGCAUUAUUAUGUGUUUAGCCUGUAUUUAAUCUGCAGCUGUUUUAGCAACGUGGUAAUAUUGCUUGUGGUGUUGGCAAAUGUUUUCUGGGUCCGUUUGGAGAAAACAUGUUUUGUGAAUGAAGGAAGCGUGCAAGGAAAAAGACUACAGGAGGGUUUUUACCAAGAGGCUGGUGUCAGCAGUGACAGUGUGGGAGUGAUGUUUUGGCAACAAAGAUCAAAACUCCUUAUAUUCCUAUGUCAGUUUGAAAGCAGAAGUUACAGGUGGUAAAUUGAAAUGGGGUUUUCUGGUCAAAAAGAGCUGUAGCAGUGACUGCUGAGCCUGUUGGUACAAGUCUGAUGUCUGGGUUUCUAUUGGUGGACAGAGAAAGAACCCAGUGCAGAUGUAGGGCUGCAGAGCAGCCCAGGGGCAGAUUUUUGAGCUGCUGCCAGAUGUUCAGCAGCACGUGUGCUGUCUGUAUUCUGUCUGCAAAUUGCUCGAGGUAUAAAUCUUUGUGCUUUUUCUUGUAAUGCUGAUGUGGAGAGCUUUAGUGUACUGUGACUGAAAAGAUGUUAGCUGUAGUUUCGUGUAACUUCUUUGUGGUCUUUAGAUCACUCCCUCUGCUAUGCUUUUCAAGUGCUUGUAACUUAAUUGGAGAAGGAAAACUUCAGGCUUGACAUCUGUCCAGGGGAGCUUUCCAAACUAUGUGAGCAGUGUUCAGAUAUUUUGUUUGCCACAAAAGGCUGACAGUCCUCUGUGGGAGGGACGUGAUUCAAAUGUACAGUAUCACAAAGCUUAUGGACAAGAUGAAUGCAAACGGUUCUUCAGCAAAGCUUGCACAAGAACAAGGGGCACAGUCUGAAACUUGGAAGAUAUCAAAACAUCCAAAAAUACUUAUUUAAAAACUGGAUGUUAAAUUCUGGUGCUGUCUGCCACAAGGGGUUGUAAAGGCAGGUUCAGGAAGUGGUUAGAUGAAUUCAUGGACAACAGGUCCAUAAAUAGCUGCUACAGCAAUUUUAGAUGAAGUGUUACGGAGGGAACAGACUCUGUAAACCAGCAAGGCUCAUGUGCUGGCCUUGGAUAGCAUAUCCUUUUGCCACUGGUGGAGAUGGGACAUCAGGCUAGAUGCACUAUUCUUUGGACCCAUUAGGGUAUUUCUUAACUACUUAAUUGUUGCUUUUUCCUUGCAUAAUUUAGAUUCAUCUGACCUUCAACCUAAUUGUGCAGUGUGCUUCCUAGUGCCUCCUCUAGGCAUGGAGAUGGGUGCAACUUUUUGCAUAAGUUAAACUGGUUGAAAUAGUCUCCUAUGAGUAGUAUUCCUCACAGUUGGCUGAAGUACUGAGGUGAAUCAAGUCCUGCCCUACUUGGGUCAUGUUUUCUCUGCUUGGCCUUUGAAAGAUAGCAGGGCUAUAACUGGAAUAACUUACUGAAAUACUUACUGUGCUCCUGGCAAAUCCUUGAUGUGGUGUAGCCAUAGUUAAAAGGCAGAAGUUAAAGCCUCCCAGAAUCUGUCUGCAGCUGUGGUGUAUGUUCUUUUAAAAUCAGCUGGUAAGGUGUGAGAAUCAGUGUAAUAAAGGACUUGGUGCAGAUAUCCCAUUAUCAAACAAACAAAACUUUCCUGUAGAAACAGCCAUGGGGUAGCAGAUAAACCUGUGCUUUGUGGAAACAUCUACAGAAACUAGUAAACAUUGAUGUGAGGGAGCUGGUUAAAACUAAGUAAAAUAUCUGGAAAGUUUUGAUCAGUUAGGUCUGAACUGACAGACUUUUGAAAAUGGAUAAAGGGAGAUCUUUGCCUCAGAGCAUGGCAGAAAAAUGUGAGUUGAAAUGUAAUAGGCUUUUGAAAUGUAUAGGCUUUCUAAACUUUUCCUGCUGCAACACUUAAAUCUUAGUCAAUGCACAGUUAAGCAGAAAUGCAAGUUGUAGUCUUUGUUUUAAGAAAGCGAAUACAGGAAAUUAUAUAUAGUUCAGUGAUAUCUUUUAAGGGAAAGAAUACUGCAAGACUGGAUACUUCACCUUUAAGGGGUGUUGUAAAGCUGAAAAUCAGAUAAAAACAUUGAGAAUGCCUCAAGGGCCUGGAAGAAUAGGCAAUUUACUGUGGUAAGUGUGACCCUUCCGAAGCUUGUGCUUCAUGAGGCUGAUAAUCAAGGGAGUAUUCUGGGACACUGAAAGGUCAAAUUUGAAGCAAAAGAACAGGAAAUGCUUAUCUUGUGUGUCAGUGAGCUCCGUAAACUUGAGGAGAGUUAGCAUGUGGAUAAGCAAUAAUAUUGGUACUCCAUUGCCUGCAUCUGUCAGCACUGAAUGUAGUAUUCGGAUAUUAAACCAUCAACUGCCAGUGUUUGAAAGUGUGGGCUUUGCAGCAAAAUAGGCUAUCAUCCUUUGGUUUGCUCCCUUUGAAUUUCUUGCAUCUGAAGCAUUCAGUGUUGGCCGUGCUCGGAAGCUGAAGUCUCAGUGAUGAAGUUCAGAGUAACUGCUGUCCCAGGUCACACCUUGUGCAGCUGGUGGCUGGAGACUCUUUAAGAAACCGUAGCCUGAGUAUCCUAUUCAGUGUUUAAUCUGAAAAUGUUGGAUAUUGGGUUUAUUAGUCUUGUUUUCUGUAGUCAGGGCUACAAUGUAAUGCUUUUACAGUCUGAUGUAUUGGCCACAAUUCCCUAAUAAUUUAACGCUUUUGAAAGAAUUAAAGCUCUUUUCGUGUUACAGUUUUGCAUGAAAACGAAUGCCUUGAUUUAGGAUAGGUUAUUUGAAUCACUUCCAUAAAGUGACUGUUUUUAUUCUGAAGUCCCUGUUAAUCAGAACCUCAAUCUCCAUGAGCCUGAACCACUACAAUCCUUGCUUUGGUCAUAUUUUCAGGUGAUCUCAAAAGCUGCUUCACUGAGGUGUAACUUAGUUGAAACUCUAAUGUCCUUCCUACUGAAUGCUCUGUUCCAUGGAAGUCAAAAAGUUAAGAUUUAAAGCUACCUGUGGAAUAUAAUUUAGCUUUUGGUGACUUGUCUUCACAGUUUCAGCAAGAACCAAUGUGAUAAAGCAUGAAUUACCCAGAAAUAAUGUAGCCUGAAGUAUCCCAAAUGAACCAUGCUGUUUUGCAGGGAUCAGACGGGGAUCACUAAUUUAUUGCGUGCUGAGUGUUCUGUCUGGUGAAAGUCAUGUCAUCCAUAUUGCCAUUCACUCCACCAGUUGUGAAGAGACUUCUGGGGUGGAAAAAAUCUGCUGGUGGCUCUGGAGGGGCUGGUGGUGGUGAGCAGAAUGGUCAGGAGGAAAAGUGGUGUGAAAAAGCAGUGAAAAGCUUGGUCAAGAAGCUAAAAAAAACAGGACAGCUGGAUGAGCUUGAGAAGGCAAUUACCACUCAGAAUUGCAAUACAAAAUGUGUGACGAUACCAAGCAUUUGCUCUGAAAUUUGGGGAUUGAGUACACCAAACACGAUAGAUCAGUGGGAUACAACAGGCCUUUACAGCUUCUCUGAACAAACCAGAUCUCUCGAUGGCCGACUACAGGUAUCUCAUCGUAAAGGAUUACCACAUGUUAUUUACUGUCGUUUGUGGCGCUGGCCAGAUCUUCACAGUCACCAUGAACUUAAAGCAAUUGAAAACUGCGAAUAUGCUUUUAAUCUUAAAAAGGAUGAAGUAUGUGUAAACCCUUACCACUACCAGAGAGUAGAGACACCAGUCUUGCCUCCUGUACUAGUGCCACGGCACACUGAGAUUCUAACAGAGCUUCCACCUCUUGAUGACUAUACCCAUUCCAUUCCUGAAAAUACUAACUUUCCAGCUGGAAUUGAACCGCAGAGCAAUUACAUACCAGAAACCCCACCUCCCGGAUACAUCAGUGAAGAUGGAGAAACAAGUGACCAGCAGUUGAACCAAAGCAUGGAUACAGGAUCUCCAGCAGAGCUGUCUCCUAGUACUCUCUCCCCAGUUAAUCAUAGCCUGGACUUGCAACCAGUUACUUAUUCAGAGCCUGCAUUCUGGUGUUCAAUUGCAUAUUAUGAAUUGAAUCAAAGAGUCGGAGAAACCUUCCAUGCAUCACAGCCUUCCCUGACUGUAGAUGGUUUUACAGAUCCAUCAAAUUCAGAACGAUUUUGUCUAGGUCUGCUUUCCAAUGUAAACAGAAAUGCUACAGUGGAAAUGACAAGGCGACACAUAGGAAGGGGAGUACGCCUCUAUUACAUUGGUGGAGAAGUUUUUGCUGAGUGCCUAAGUGAUAGCGCAAUUUUUGUUCAGAGCCCAAACUGUAAUCAAAGAUAUGGCUGGCAUCCUGCAACUGUGUGCAAAAUUCCACCAGGAUGCAAUCUAAAAAUCUUCAAUAAUCAAGAAUUUGCUGCUCUUCUGGCUCAAUCUGUGAAUCAGGGUUUUGAAGCAGUUUAUCAGCUUACUAGAAUGUGUACUAUAAGAAUGAGUUUUGUUAAAGGAUGGGGAGCUGAAUACAGGCGGCAAACAGUAACAAGCACUCCUUGCUGGAUUGAACUUCAUCUGAACGGACCUCUACAAUGGUUGGACAAAGUAUUGACUCAGAUGGGCUCCCCUUCAGUACGCUGUUCCAGCAUGUCAUAAAAUUCCUUUCUCCAUUACCAGUGGGCUAAAUACUGAGUCCAAUCAACAAACUUAAUGUAUCAGCUCCUCUGUCAUAGUAUUUCUGUGUGGUCCCCAUGAGCUGUUUACUAUCCAAAAAGUUUGUUUUUUUUUUUUUUUUUUAAAAAUUACAGCAAAACAGCACUUGAGGUCUCAUCAAUUGAAGAACCUUGUGGAUUCUGUUUCCUAUACUCUGAUACUAGAUGAAAACUUAGUGUAUAGAAAUGCCUUUUUCAGAAAGAAGGGACAAUUCUAAAGACUCUUAAUGGUGUUUUUAUUGGUAUGUAAUUGAGUGUCCUAAUGGUUUAUCAAUAACAUGAAUAGCUAAGUAUAUGUACAGGUAAUGUAUCAUGAUCUCAGAUAUGACAGCAUUGUGCUGUUCUACAUUUUAUUUCCCAUAAAUAGAUGUUUGGUUUGUUUUUUGAUUGGGGAAAGUCUCUCAAAAUUCCAAGACUACUCCUUUAUUAUUUUGUAUUUUUUAUAUAAGCAGGUUUUUGAGUUGUCUUUAACAUAAAAAGCAAACUCUACUUGUAGAAAAGCUUAACUUUUUUGCUGUUUUCUUAAAGAAAGGAAAUCCCUCCAUUAGAAGGGAAAGAAAUGUCUGAGAUUCAUCUGUGAAAUCUUAAGACGCUUGAUAUGCUUAAUGGGGCCUAAAAUAAAUUCAUAUUACAAAUUCCAAGUAUCCAUCACACUAGGAGUUUACUUUUCCCUACCAGUCUGAGUUGAUGCAUCUGUUGCCAGCAAUAUUGCUGGCACUGAUUUAUCUGGGACUCUUGUAUGUUGAAUCAUUGAAAUAUUUUUCUCAUGGAGUGAGAAUUUGCCAUAUUGUUGGAUACUGGAUUAAAAUACACAAAUUUAGUGGUUUACCCCUUACAUCUGUUUUCAUUAAACAGAUAUCACUGAAAAAAAUCUUGGUUUUAGUUUUUAGAGCAAAUACCUUAAAAUCCUCUUCCAGGGUAAACUAGACUUUCAUAUAGGUUUUAAAUAGAUGCAGUUUCUUAACAUAUUUCAGUAACACAACUUAAAUUUCUGAUCUGAGUGGCUUUGUAUAGCUUACAUACCAGAUCAUAUACAUCCAUUAUGUCAUAAUGGGCCUUGUUAAUAAAAGUAGUUGCUUCUGCAAAACCUCUAGGAUAGUGGUUGCUGAGGUAUGAGCAGCAAAAGAGGACUUCUAGGUUCUUCAUGACAGUGCAUGUUAUUGUGAACCCUUGGACACUACAGCUGCAUCAUAUUAAAAAUAUUCUGAAAUGUAUUCUACAAAUAAGUUUGGGUUGGGGGAAGGGUUGGGAAACUGUAUAGAAGGGUUAUUCUGACUUGAAAAAUAUACAUCUUACUAACAGUCUUGUGAUCUAUCUAUCUGUCAUUCUUUCAUUAUUGUGGCAGUAACAGGAUUGCCUUUGUUUUUUUCCCAUUGUUUCAUCCAUUACACUAGUCCUGUACUUCGUAAGUACAGCUAGUGAUAACUGAGCUUUGAGAACAAAAAUGUGGCCGGUGUUACAGCUUUUAAUCAGUUGACUGAAUUGAUGAUAGCAAUGGAUAUUUUUAUGCCAUAAUGACUAGGGCAUAGAAGCAAUACCAAAAAUCAAGCCUUGAAAAAGUGUGACAGACACCUUUUAAAAAUUGGCAAAGCAGUUACCAGUUUGUGCUAGUUUUACCAGUAGAUUAAUGUAUUGGUAGAACUUGUGAACCUAAGAAAUAAGCUUCAUGUGUGUUGCAUUUGCCUAAUAUGUGAAUACACUAAUAAAAGUUUUAAUUCUCA